AUGUCAAUUGAAAGCUACGCCGCCGAGCUCAAGUCGGCUCUUCGUCAGUUCCCCAACUUUCCCUCGGAGGGUAUUCUUUUUGAGGACUUUUUGCCGAUUUUUGCCAAACCGGAAUUGUUCAAAAAUCUCGUAGAGGCAUUCAAGUUGCACGUGGGAGACACCAAAGUCGAUUAUGUUGUGGGAUUGGAAAGUAGAGGGUUUCUCUUUGGCCCUACGCUUGCGUUGGCUCUUGGAGCUGGGUUUAUUCCCGUAAGAAAGCCAGGAAAAUUGCCAGGACCAACUUUAGAAGCCACCUUCCAAAAGGAAUACGGAACCGACAAAUUCCAGAUCCAAGAAGGUGUGAUCCCUAAGGAUGCCCGUGUCUUGGUCGUGGACGAUAUAUUGGCUACUGGAGGUAGUGCAAGUGCUGCUGGCCUGUUGGUGGAGAAAAGUGGUGCAAAAGUGGUGGAGUAUCUUUUUGUGAUGGAGCUUGAUUUUUUGAAGGGACGUGACAAGUUGAACAGCCCUGUUUUCACGUUGUUGAGUGGCCAGGAGGCGAAAGUUGGAGAAGUAGAGAAGUAG
Molecule: messenger RNA, 561 nt
Organism: Meyerozyma guilliermondii ATCC 6260
Lineage: Eukaryota; Fungi; Ascomycota; Pichiomycetes; Serinales; Debaryomycetaceae
Gene: APT1
Product: adenine phosphoribosyltransferase
Exons: 1
Coding region: 1-561 (186 amino acids)
Biological process (GO): AMP salvage; adenine salvage
Cellular component (GO): cytoplasm
Molecular function (GO): AMP binding; adenine binding; adenine phosphoribosyltransferase activity
Source: RefSeq, a predicted model, not a curated record